AGCUGCUGGCAAAAAAUAUUUUUGGCUGUCGCGCAUUUUCAAUCGCGAAUUAAACGCUGCAGAUGUUUUUAACUCCUGCUGGACUCGAAUAGAAAACAAAUCUCAUCGAUUAUAAGUACUCGACGGCUAAAGUAAAGAAGUUUUUUUGGCUUGAAUCGGUUUUGUUGUUACGAUUUCGAUUUGCGUUGCUGUUUUUCGUGCAUUUUUUCGCAGUUCCCUUGCCCUGACACACACAAACAUCACAACCAAUGCCCGUGUGCAGCGUGCAAAUGCGUUUGUGUGGGAAAUUGUGCAAAAACCUGUGACGACAGCGCGGGGGAGUGGCAGGUGGGGGUGUGUAGAAAGAGUGUGUGUUGAAAGCGAAUUCAUUAUUUUUUUUGCGCUCUUUUGUGCCCGCCAUUAAAUUAAUAUAUUAAAGUGGCCGCUAGCUGCCGCAUCAUGGGCUUGAUUACCUCUCCCCUGCGAGUUCAGCAGCUAAAAACCAACCAACUGCUGUUUUCGAGAGUGUAAACAAACACACACAGUGUCACACACUCAUGCACACAUAGAUAUAUACAUACGCAGUACGCAUUAUUGUAACGAUCGCUGACUUCGACGCCGACGCCGACGCUGACGUCCUUCACCUUGCUGCGACUGCCCUCCGCAUAUUGAAUUUCACAUCUUUAUUCCUCCAUCUUUCGCCACCAUCGUCGUCAUCUUUUGUCUUGGCAACCUGUUCGCGGCCAGACAGGAAGUUUAGCCAAGUGCAGCCGCAGGCAGCGACGGAAGCAGUAACGCAACGCUUCGCUGCCAGCGUCGCCGCCAGCCGUCGCCGCUCAGCAGCUGCCAGAUCAGUCUCCAGAAAUUCGACAAAAAUCCCAGAUUUUCAAAAACAUUGGACAUGACCUCCACAGCGGCGGGCGAUGGCAGUCACAGCAGCGAGACGGCCUGGCUGGAGGAUCUGCUGCGCGAGGUGCAGCUGGAGCAGUUCCUGGACCGGAUACGCGAUGACCUGCAGGUGACCAGGCUGGCGCACUUCGACUACGUUCUGCCCGAGGAUCUGGAGCGAUGUGGCUUGGGCAAGCCGGCCAUCCGACGGCUCAUGGAGGCGGUGCGCAAAAAGAAGGCCCACCAGUGGCGGAAGAACAUCCUGUCCAAGCUGAUUGGCGGCGGCAAGCAGCCCUCGUCCAAGAAACAGCAGUCCGCGUCCAAGGACGCCACUCAGGGCAACGGCACCCAGCUAACCUGCCUCAUCCACGAGAAGGACAUCACACUGGGCCUGAAGCUGGGCGACGGCUCCUUCGGGGUGGUGCGUCGUGGCGAGUGGAGUGCCUCCCCAGCCGGAAAAGUGAUCCCGGUGGCCGUCAAGGUGCUAAAGUCCGAUAAUCUCACCCAGCCGGGCAUCAUCGAUGACUUCUUCCGCGAGGUGCAGGCCAUGCACGCGCUGGACCACUCGAAUCUCGUACGGCUGUACGGCGUGGUGCUGUCCCAGCCCAUGAUGAUGAUAACGGAGCUGGCGGAGCGCGGCUCCCUCCUGGACACACUCCGCAAGCAGUGCCGCCACACCUCACUAACCAUUAUUUGGAACUGGUCGGUUCAGAUCGUGACGGGCAUGGCCUAUCUGGAGCAGAAACGCUUCCUGCACCGAGAUCUCGCCUGCCGGAACGUCCUCCUGGCUGCUGGCAACAAGAUCAAGAUCGGAGACUUUGGGCUAAUGCGUGCUCUGCCGCAGGAGGACGACUGCUAUGUGAUGUCGGAGCAUAAGAAGGUACCCUUCCCCUGGUGUGCACCCGAAUCGCUGCGUUUUCGUCAGUUUUCGCACGCCUCCGACACUUGGAUGUUUGGGGUGACGCUCUGGGAAAUGUUCAGCUUUGGCGAGGAUCCCUGGGUGGGUCUCAAUGGCUCCCAGAUCCUGCGAAAAAUCGAUCGCGAGGGCGAACGACUCCACCAGCCAGAUGCCUGUCCUCCGGAUGUCUACGCCAUGAUGCUGCAGUGCUGGGAUAAGACACCACAAGAGCGUCCCACUUUUGCUGCUCUCAAAGAGUAUCUUGCCAGCAUGUCCCCUCCCGUGAUGCGCGCCACUCGCAGCUACCACGAAACAAAGGGCCUUCAGCUCGAUCCUGGCGACACGGUGGCUAUCAUUGAUGGGCGGCAGGAACUUAAACUGAUCAAGGGUCAGAAUCAGCGUACCUUCGAUAUCGGCAUCUUCCCACGGAGCUUGCUGGAGCAGCGGAAAGUGGGCGCCGCCUGCGACGUGGCCAUGAGGAACAGCCUGGGCAACGGAUCGUCUGCUUCUCCGUUUGGUUUCUGUUGGGGCGGAGCAGCUGCCAUGGCCAACGGAGAGUCCAGGCAAGCCAAGGGUGGAUCUGUGGCCUACCACAACCAUGCCAAGGAGCGAAAGUCCACGUCUAGCAAGCAGUUCGCCUACAACAAGUUGGUGAACGAAGCAGCGGCGGCGGGUCUGCAGCGGCGGAAUGCUGUGAAGCACAAGGGCUCGCUCGUGGGGCCACAACGGCCACCGCCACCUCAAUUCCAGCAGGAGGGAUUACUCAUUGAUAUUUCCCCGUCCGCUGGGAUCAUGGGGGGAGCGGGCGCAGGAGGAGACAGCUCCUCCCUCCAGGUGGAUAGCUCGUUUUGCAUUCUAGACGCUCCCAUUGACGUGCCCACUUUCGACGACAGCGGCGGUUCUAGGGAACGCUGUGCCUCGCCCACAUACUUCAAUGAGCAGCCGCAGUUCGAACUCGAUCAGAAUAACAUGGCAUCCACUUCCCCGGGCCGUUUGCAGCCGCCACCUUACCAGAUGCCUCCCACUUACUCCAACACCAUGGAAUUCGCCCAGAAGCGGGAUCAGAAUCAACAGCUAUCCACUCCAGGCAGGGAACUGGAUCCCUUCGACACCAGCAACGUGGACACAGCAGUAGCUCUCUACUCGAACUACAGCCAGUCUCUGGAGAUAGCUCCUCCUGCCCAAGCAGCUCCUAUCUACAGCAGUCCAUCCGUGCGAAAGAGUCUCUUUGGGGGACCCAAUGCGAAUAAGGAGAACAUACCUGCCCUCGAGUCAGCAGCCAUGCAGCUUAAUCUGAGUAAUCUAUCGCUGGAGCGGCAUGACACCAAUAUCGUCCAGCCAUUAGAACCUUCCGCUGCCGCUUCUGAGAGCGUGCUGCUGGACAAAUCCUUCAUUGCCGAGCUAGAGAAGGACAUGUACAGCAAUGGCCAGACCCGGGCGCAGGAGGAGUACCAGCGCAACUCCACACAAAUGUAUUCCAGCAAGGACAUGGUCUACAAGCAGAAUCUAACGCCCCUCAAGAAUGGAGUUCCCUCGAAUCAUUCCAGUCCCUCCUCAACCGUAUCGCCCAAGCAGAACAAUCUCGAGGCAGCAGCGGCAGCAGCUUCUACCCAGAGCGUGGUGAAUCGGAUUUGGUACGAGCAGGUGGCCACAUCCUCGGAGUACUAUGCCCAGCCGCCCAGGGAUCAGCCGGAGGAGCAGAUCUACCAGAAUCAUCAGCAACCAUCCAUGCAGCCGGAGGCCAAUCACUCGUUUGUGGCCAUUUCCAACCGGGUAGUGGCGCCCAAAAACAAUACCUACGCCUCAUCGGGCUCUCUCUACGAUGCAGUGGCAGCUAGCACGGCCGGAUCUACCUACUAUGGCCAGGUGCCAAAUGGAAGCGGAGCCGUGCUCUACGACGAAGUAGCCUCUGAUGAUUAUCUAAGGCCGCAUCGACCAGCUCCCCUGGCACCUCCGCCGCUAUCCGCGCAGCAAAUUCAAAGGCGAAUGGAGAAGAUGCGUCUGCAACAGCAGCAGCAACUGGAGGGAGCCCAUCAGCUGUACGCGCCAGUGCCCUCGGACUUCGGUCGCGAGCAGGAGAAGCUCCAGCAACUGAUGCAGGAACUGGGCAGCUCGGCGGUUGAGCAGGAUGUGCGCAACGCCCUGCGAGCUGCCAGCGGAGAUGUGGGCCUGGCCACGAGGCACUACAAGAUCGAUCAAUUGGCGCGACUGGGCGUAGCAGCACGCCCCCAGUGCGAACAGGCCCUGCAGCAGAGCAACUGGAGCCUGGAGGUGGCCGCGGAAAUGCUCCUGGCGGGUUAACUACACAAAAAUCACGUAUUACUAGCUCGAAUAUAAACGCUAUAUAGUUUUAUGUAAUUGCUGAACACGGAAUGCUGCAUAUCUCAGCUGCACAUUCUAUUCAUGUCUAUAGUUAGCGAAACCAAUAUCGAAAAUGAUGUCUCGAAUUAUUGUCAAAAUACUCCUAAGUGAAUGCACGAAUGCAAACACCUUAUCAACGACUGUACAAUAUGUUCUAUUUUAUAUAAGCGAUCGUAUAAAAUUAUUUUAUAAUUGUUAUUCGAUGACUAUAUAAUUCUUACCGCUGCGAGUGUAUUAUUUACAGGCAGGAUGUAUUCGUAAGCGGAAAUGGCUGCUAAUUAAGUAAUAAUGUCAAUGCAUGCAACAAUUAAUUUGUUUUCAAAUAAAAUUAAUUAUAUGUCAUUGUUAUAAAA
Molecule: messenger RNA, 4479 nt
Organism: Drosophila ananassae
Lineage: Eukaryota; Metazoa; Arthropoda; Insecta; Diptera; Drosophilidae
Gene: Ack
Exons: 3
Coding region: 881-4066 (1061 amino acids)
Biological process (GO): protein phosphorylation
Molecular function (GO): protein tyrosine kinase activity; ATP binding
Source: RefSeq, a predicted model, not a curated record